ACUUCUCAAUAUCUCCCCUUACCCUUUCCCUUCAGCACUUAUUAUCUGUUCUUUGUUUUCUGCAAUUGUUCUUCCUCAGAAACCCACCUCUGAAAACCCAAGAAAUUUUCACCAUGACAAGCACAGAAUCCAAGUUCCAGCAAAACCCACCUCUGAAAACCCAAAAGAUUUUUCUUGGAGUCCAAAUCUUCAUGAGGACUGUCACAGUGGCUGCUACAUUGGCUGCAACUUGGUUGAUGGUCACCAACAAGCAGACCAGUCAGAUUAUUGGCAUAGAAUUUGAUGCUCGUUAUUAUUAUUCACCUACCUUCAAGUUCUUUGCUUAUGCAAAUGCUGUUGUGAGUGCCUUCUGCUUGCUCUCCUUGUUCCUCGUUUUUCUUAUCCACCGCAAUGGCUCGAAUCCCGCCAACUACUUCAUCUUGUUCCUGCACGAUUUGGUGAUGCUGUGUUUGCUGAUGGCUGGAUGCUCGGCUGCAACUGCAAUAGGGUACGUGGGGCAAUAUGGGAAUAGCCACUCGGGCUGGGCACCAAUUUGUGAUCACUUUGGGAAGUUCUGCAAAAGAGGGACCGAUUCUGUGGUUCUCUCCUACUUGUCUGUCAUUUUCUUGCUCACGCUCACCAUCAGCUCUGCAACCAAGUCUGGAAAGAUUUAGGUUUUGAUACUCUCGUUAAGUUGUUGUUGUAGUAGAAGAAGAAGGUUUUUUUUUCCUUAUUUUUUGUUGUAAAAAUAAGUGAGUGUGAUGGAGGUGGACCUUUGUGAAAGUUGCACUGUGAUAUAUAAGAAUAUGUUGAGCUAGAGUCGUCCCAAUACAAACUGAGGUCUAAGACGAUAAUUUAACGAGA
Molecule: messenger RNA, 843 nt
Organism: Malus domestica (apple)
Lineage: Eukaryota; Viridiplantae; Streptophyta; Magnoliopsida; Rosales; Rosaceae
Product: CASP-like protein 1F2
Source: RefSeq, a predicted model, not a curated record